Molecule: messenger RNA, 4388 nt
Organism: Peromyscus californicus insignis
Lineage: Eukaryota; Metazoa; Chordata; Mammalia; Rodentia; Cricetidae
Exons: 6
Coding region: 2723-3694 (323 amino acids)
Source: RefSeq, a predicted model, not a curated record
GCGCCAGCACAGGCCCCUCUCCUUUGUGUUUGAGCCCCCUCGGGUGCUUGCCCUUAAGCUCUCUCCGGGGAGUGUCUCUUUCACCGGAUUCAGAAUCAAGUUUGGGUGCCCUAAAGUUCCUAAGACCCUGAGGACUGCAUCCGAGCUAGAGUCCCUUCUGUGCUCCAAAUCUUGGACAGAGGUCCCACCCACCUACGGUGGUUGAACUUCCAGCCUUGUGCACAGUGCGGGUGAUGGACUGCCUGCUGGCUGCGGGCGCUCUGACUAGGUUGCACUACUGUGCUCUGAGAAGCAGUGCAAUGAUAUUGUCAAAGCAUCUGGGGCCAGCCUUGCAGACCGCCUCUUCACCUACAGCGCCUUCUUUCCUCUCUUCCCAGGCCUCAGGCCUGCCGCCCUCCCUCCCCCUGCUCAUUUUACUCUGUUCUCCAUGGAAACUGGAAAUUCUAGCCAGGCCUGUGUCUCUGGGGUCAGAGGGCACCCUUGGCCCAGGCAGAGGCCCCGCCCCCACGCAGAGAGACCAACAGGCUCGCUGGACACCCUUUCCCUGUUGCACUACUGUGGGUCCCUGGGGAGCAGUGCAAUGAGAAAGGGCACCCGUCAGGCCUGCCCACGUCCACACCACUCACUUCGCAGCUCAGGAACCUGGGGCGCCCCAGGGUGAGACAGAGCUGGGUGAGACCCCCCAUCGGAGAGGAUAAGGUGGAUACUGGGAAUCGUAUUCCAAGGCUGGAGCCAGUACAAAGAUGAGACCCCAGACUUGGGAAGGCUCUAGUCUCAAUCUCUUGGCCCUCCAGGUUGAGACUGGGAGUCCGUGCUAGGUGUGGUGGCUCAUGCCUGGAAGCUGAGGCAGGAAGACUGCCUCCGAUGUGAGGUUAGCCUUGUCUAUGGUGUAAUGCUGUCUCAAGAACCAAACCAAAACAAAACUGGAGUCUCCAGGACCUUGUGGAGAGAAACAGAUGUUCAACUCUCUGUAUGGAAAAGGUUUAUGUGCCUUGCUCAGCCUUAACUACACCAGGAAGACCAGGACUCAGCCUCCCCCAAUGCCUGAAGAUAACCAAGGUGACGAGAGACUAUUCUGAGUGGCGUUUGGGAGGAGGCAUGAGAAGGCCCUCAAACCAGAGGCAUUACCUUGGGUCUUGGGGCCCAGCAGGAAUGUACUACCUGAGAUGAUGGAUGGACUUGGAGUAGGAAGCCUGCAGAGGAGGCCUGCCAACCAUGCCUGUUCCUGCUGGCUCUUUUACAAGAGGGUAUGUCCUGAACAGGGGACACUGAGGGUCUGGCAUGUCUGCUUUAAGGAAGCCUUUCUGGGGGUGUCCUUGCAGGCUCGCCUUUACCAACGAGACCCAGGGAGAAGCUGGUUGUGGAGGCCCAUGCCUUUGAACCCAGCACUGGGAAGGCAUGGGUAGAUGGAUCUUUGUGAAUUUGAGGACAAGACUGUCUACAUAGCAAGUUUCAGGACAGCCAGAGUUACAUGGUGAGACUCUGUUUCAGUGCCCUCCCCCCUGAGAAAAAGACCUAGUGAGAGUUGGUCAGGCCUGUCUCCUUGAGAGGAGGCCCAGGCUGCCAGGCUGGCUUUUAGGAGUGCCUUCACCCCUGGCUUGAGAAGGUCAGCCACUGCUCUAGCUGUCCAAGUCCUAUCACCCAUAGGGGCACUGCUCUGGCACUGCAGAUGUGGGUCUCAGGUGUGACGGAGGGCUUUGAUGGUGAAGCAGCAGCUGGCAUCCACUCGCCUUCGUGGCUAGAGUAGAUGAGGGCCAGCAGCUCUUGGUGCAGCCGAUCCCUCCUGAGAUGCCCAGGAAUUCUUACUUGUUCAUAUCUUGGUGUGGGCCUGGACUCAAGGGAGGGCUGGGCCUUGGAGGACAAGAGGCGGGUGAAGACAACUUUCAGAAAUGUAGCAGAGGGGCAAGAAGGAAAAGACAGGGGGACAUCAAGACAGAGUGAAGGAGUGGUCACAGGUCCGAGCACGUGUCAUACACCUUUAAUCCCACCAUUCUGGAGGCAGAGACUAGCAGACGUCCAGAUCAGCCUGGACUACAGUGGUUUCCUGGAUAGCCAGAACUACACAGUGAGACCUUGUCUCAAAAAUCAACAAAAAAAGGAGUGGUCGUGAAGGGGAGAUCAGGACAUGAUCUGGAGAGAUGUGUGUAAUGCUGCAGAGCAGGACAGAAAACUGAGGGUGCAAAAGCCAAAGCUAAAGCGCUUUGGGGGCAGAAGGAAGUCCUUUUGGAUAUUGGUUCGGUGAACUGGAAGCCAGAUUCAAUUACCAGGGCAGACUGGUAAGGCAGGGUUGGGAGGGAAUGAAAAACUGGGAGAAGGCUGGGUGCUUUGGAGAGGACCACCGCUCAGAAGGAGAUCAAAAUCCCCAGGGUACCUGGGUACUUCAGUGGUCCGGAGAGUUGGGGAGGAGGAGCACACCAGCGCGCAUGCUCGGAGAGGUGGGCAUUGUCGCGUGUACUGGCGCUGGCCCCGCCCCCUGACUCCUUAAGCACUCCCUGGGGGUAGACCUGGAGGGGGCCGGGUUGUCUGGAGAACUGGAGUCUGCCUCGCGGCUGUAGGGAAAGAGUGGGUGCGUCCUGUAGUCCCCGCCCCAAUGGGCUCCUGUCACCUUUCGGGACCUCAGUUCUAGGCCUCGGGGGGCGGGGGUCUCCUUGCCCUAGGAGCCCUGCCCCGACUGCCGCUCCGCCCCCAGGCAGCAUCUGCUCACCACCAGCAGUCCCUCUCGAUGGAAGUCCUGGACGAGUACGACAACGAAUUCCCCCAGAAUGUGACCUUCUGCCAGCUCAUCUCUGAGGACGACUUCGAGAGGCAAGCAGCGACCUACACCGAGCGCGCGCUGCGCCGUCUCUUCCGUUCCUUGGACCGCAACCCGGCGCUGGCGGAGAGGGUCGUGCGCAAGGGCAAGCAGACUGAGAUCGAGCAGCGCGGGCUCCUCUCCUGCCUCUGGGCAAAGUUUGUCUGCGCUGUCCAGGGAGAACUGAACCAGUGCAACAGCAUGGGUGCUCUGGAGAUGCAUCAGCGCCUGGAGCAGCUGAAGAGGCGCAUCAACCGUGUACACCUGUAUUCCCAGGGUGCCAAGAGGAGAAGGAGGAAGCUGAGACGAAAGAAAGAUCCGGUCCUCUUUCGAGACCAGGCAACCUCCCCGUGCCUGCUGCCAGCUCCAUUACCACCACCGCUGCCACCAACGCCUGUCACCACCAUGGCCUCUGUAGUGGCCACAUCACCCUCUGUUUACACUAUGCCCAGAGUCUUCGGCCCCUUUCCUACACUGUCUGGCAAGCAGAUGGAGAAACUGGGUAUUUCAAGAUCUGAAGUGAAAUUAAACUGGAAUGGUCUUUCAUCAACUUCAAAGAGCCACAUGGUCGAUCUGACCCCCUUGGUCCUCAACCCUGGAGGCUUCCAUUUCUCAUAUUUGGCAGGAAACAGCGCACACAAGCUGCAUUGCCCUGGCUUCCCCUGGGUUUCUCUGUAUAACAGUCCUGGCUGUCCUGGAACUCACUCUGUAGACUGGCCUCAAACUCAGAGAUCCACCUGCCUCUGCUUCCCAAGUGCUGGGAUUAAAGGUGUGUGCCACCACCACCCAGCAUCACAAUUUUGCCCUUUUGAGGCUGCUAUAUCUAGUUAUCAUUUGUGUGUGUGUAUCUGUGUGAAUGUAUGCAUACUUGUGCAUGCACACAGAAGCCAGAAAAGGAUGUAGAGUGUCUUUCUCUGUCACUCCCUGCCUGUUCCGUUGAGGCAGGGUCUCUCCUCCAAUCUGGGGCUCCUGUUUUCUUAGCUAAGUGGAAAGGUAGCAAGUCCCAGCAGUCUUGACUCCCCUCCCAGGCAACCUUGGGGCUCGGGGUUCCACUGAGUCCAUGUUUUUAGUUUUGUAAGUCUGGCAAACUGUCUAUCAAAGUAAAGGAACCACUUUCUUUACAUCCCCAGAAGUAAUAAAUGAGUUCAGAUGAUUUUUCCUGUAUUUUUGCAUAUUUAUUUUGUAUGUGGGGAGGCAUAUUGUGUGUGGAGGUCAGAGGUCAAUUUUCAAGGAAGCAGUUUUCUCCUUUUACCUGGAGAUUGAACUCAGGUCAUCAGGCUUGAUCUCCUGAGCCAUCUUGUGUCUCCUCCUGCCCACGUCUUUUUUAUAUGUUGUCCAGGCAGUUCUGGAACUCCUGGACUCAAGUGAUCUUUCAGCUUCAAUACUCUGGGUAUUUUGGAGUACUGGUGUGCACCACUGCACCGUUCAGGUGAUUUACACAAGGGAAUCACAGAUUCUCACAGAGUUCUCCAGAGUGACUUACAAACAAGCAAACCUUUAUGUCUUAGGCUUCUUUAUAGCUGAGAGAUGUACACCCUGAGAUUGAGUGCUCUGGAGCCAUCAAAAGUCCAAAAUAAAUUGAGAAUUGUACUGUCAA